Choloepus didactylus (southern two-toed sloth) is the source of this 765-nucleotide messenger RNA. RefSeq names its product PYD and CARD domain containing (gene PYCARD). NCBI's taxonomy places the organism in Eukaryota, Metazoa, Chordata, Mammalia, Pilosa, Megalonychidae. The coding region runs from base 74 to 661 and encodes 195 amino acids. The record is from RefSeq and is a predicted model, not a curated record. The transcript is spliced from 3 exons. Gene Ontology annotation, biological process: regulation of apoptotic process; inflammatory response; innate immune response.
CCCAGAGACAGACUUCCUGGUCUGCGGCGGGCAGCCCGGGUGAGCAGCAGCGGCGGCGGGGGACCCCGGAGCCAUGGGGCGCGCGCGCGACGCCAUCCUGGAGGCGCUGGAGAACCUGACCGCCGACGAGCUCAAGAAGUUCAAGCUGAAGCUGCUGUCGGUGCCGCUGCGCGACGGUUACGGGCGCAUCCCGCGGGGGACGCUGCUGCCCAUGGACGCCGUGGACCUCACCGACAAGCUCGUCAGCUCCUAUCUGGAGGCGUACGGCGCCGAGCUCACGGCGGUCGUGCUGCGCGACAUGGGCAUGCAGGAGACGGCGGAGCAGCUGCAGGAGAUCACGCACAAGGCCCAGGCAGCCGCGCCAGCCGGGAUCCUGGCCCCUCAUCAGAUGGCGGCCAAGCCAGCACUGCACUUUAUAGACCAGCACCGGGCCGCCCUCAUCGCGCGGGUCACGGAGGUGGACGGGGUGCUGGAUGCCCUGUACGGGAAGGUCCUGACCGAGGAGCAGUAUCAAGCAGUGCGGGCGGAGCCCACCAGUCCCACGAAGAUGAGGAAGCUCUUCAGCUUUGCUCCAGCCUGGAACGUGGUGUGCAAGGAUCUGCUCCUCCAGGCCUUGAGGGACACCCAGCCCUUCCUGGUGGCCGACCUGGAGCAGAGCUGAGGUGUCUUCCCCAGCAGCGACCCCACAUCCAACCCCUGGCGAUUCCAGCUAACUCAUCCUAAGUCUGAUUUUUUUGUACACAAUAUAUGCAAAACCAACUUCUA